UUCAGGAUGAAUCUGGAAAAACUCAGCAAACCAGAACUACUGACGCUGUUCAGCAUUCUUGAGGGAGAGUUAGAAGCAAGAGAUCUUGUCAUAGAAGCCUUAAAGGCCCAACACAGAGACACGUUCAUUGAAGAACGCUAUGGGAAGUACAACAUUAGUGAUCCAUUAAUGGCUUUGCAGAGAGAUUUUGAAACUCUAAAAGAAGGAAACCAUGGUGAAAAGCAACCAGUAUGCUCCAAUCCCUUGUCUAUUUUGAAAGUGGUGAUGAAACAUUGCAAGAAUAUGCAAGAAAGAAUGUUAUCCCAGCUAGCUGCUGCAGAAAGCAGGCACAGGAAGGUGAUUCUGGACCUGGAGGAGGAGAGGCAGCGGCACGCCCAGGACACGGCCGAGGGGGACGAUGUCACCUACAUGCUGGAGAAGGAGCGGGAGCGGCUCACCCAGCAGCUGGAGUUUGAAAAAUCCCAGGUGAAAAAGUUUGAAAAAGAACAGAAGAGGCUGUCAAGCCAGUUGGAGGAGGAGAGGGCACGCCACAAGCAACUGUCUUCCAUGCUUGUAGUGGAGUGUAAGAAAGCCACUGCCAAAGCAGCUGAAGAGGGGCAGAAGACAGCAGAAUUGAGCUUGAAACUGGAAAAAGAGAAGAGUAAGGUGAGUAAACUGGAAGAGGAGCUGGCGUCCAAGAGGAAGCGGGGUUUACAGAUGGAAGCACAAGUAGAAAAGCAGCUCUCGGAGUUUGACAUUGAAAGAGAACAGCUGAAAGCCAAGCUGAACAGAGAAGAAAACCGAACAAAAGCACUCAAAGAAGAGGUGGAAUGUCUGAAGAAAGCCCUGAAAGAGCUGGAGGCUUCUUGCCAGGAGCGCGGUCCUUCCGAGCCUUUGCAGCCAAGCCCCUCGGUGAUGUCCAGAGGUGUUGCAACUGACAGUCCUACAGUGAAGUCUGUGUCUUGCCAGACAGAGUGUCUGCAGGCAGACCGAGCAAAUCCUGGCAGUGUGAGCAAGGCUGCCCCCCCCGUGUUCCCCAGCCCUGCUCCAGCAGCUCAUGCCCAUGUGAAGUCCAACGGGCACUGCGGCGAGGCGCAGGCGGGCGGUGACCUGCAGGCGAGCGCAGCUGAGGGCCAGCUCCAAAAGGAGAGAUCUGCUGGUGCUGCCUCAGAAACCACAACUGAGAACGGAAGUUCUCCAGUAAGAACAGAGUCACCGGUGCAUCUGAUGUCCCAGCUCCCUUCUAGCGGGGUCUCCCUGUCUCCCAGCAGCACAGCUGCCUCCUCUCUGACACCUUCUCCCUGCUCCUCACCAGUUCUGACCAAACGCUUGGUGGGAGCUUCGGCGAGCAGCCCUGGUUACCAGUCCUCCUACCAGGUGGGCAUCAACCAGCGCUUCCAUGCGGCUCGGCACAAGUUUCAGGCCCAAGCUGAGCAGGACCACCAGGCCGGUGGCCCGCAGAGCCCACCCUCACGGGAUUUGUCUCCUACUCUGGCAGAUAACUCUGCUGCCAAGCAGCUGGCCCGCAACACGGUCACUCAGGUCCUCUCCAGAUUUACCAGCCAGCAGGGACCUAUUAAGCCUGUCUCCCCUAACAGCUCUCCUUUUGGCACGGACUAUCGAAACCUGGCAAAUGCUGUGAGCCCCAAGGGCGAGUCUGGUCAUUCUCCAAGCCCUGGCAAGGUUUCCAGUCCACUAAGCCCAUUGUCUCCUGGAAUUAAGUCACCAACCAUUCCUAGAGCAGAAAGAGGGAACCCUCCACCCAUUCCUCCAAAGAAACCCGGCCUCGCUCAGUCACCUGCUGCUUCUACUCCGCUCCCCAAAACCUCUGCCCAGGGAUCCUCUCUGGGUGCCCCCAUGGACGUGGCAAGUAGCUGCUCUAACACUGCUGUAGUGUCAAACGGUAAAGACCUGGAGAUCCUCCUGCCAACCAGCAGCUAGUCUCCAGAAAAUGUGACUGUGACAUUCCACGGCUUAGCAUCCUAGAGCUAAGACACUGUUUUUCCACUCCAUGUUAUUUAUUUCCAUAGUAGCAGAUUCUGUCUGUAUAAAGCAUUUAGUAUAUUUUUUUCCUUUUUAAUAGGUAGGAAAAUAUUUUUGUUUAUGAAGAAACCUUAACUACAGCUAUACAGUAGCCUCAAAAAUGUCUCAUGGCAGCAGUCAAAUCAUUAGAGAUAACAAGAACCAUAAUCACAUGGUGGGACCUAACUAUCAAACUCUAAUGGGACUGAAAUGCUACUUUUAAAUUAUGCAGAAAUAACUUUUGCAGACUUUUUACUCCAGAUGAACAUUGUAUAAAAAGUGCCUGAACUAA
This is a messenger RNA of Merops nubicus (carmine bee-eater), 2293 nucleotides long. It is a transcript of the gene CTTNBP2NL, whose product is annotated as CTTNBP2 N-terminal like. The record is from RefSeq and is a predicted model, not a curated record. The transcript has 4 exons. Lineage: Eukaryota; Metazoa; Chordata; Aves; Coraciiformes; Meropidae. The coding region runs from base 7 to 1920 and encodes 637 amino acids.